Triticum aestivum (bread wheat) is the source of this 1763-nucleotide messenger RNA. Its product is annotated as NAC domain-containing protein 2. The transcript has 3 exons. Gene Ontology annotation, molecular function: DNA binding. The record is from RefSeq and is a predicted model, not a curated record. Bases 144 to 1400 code for a protein of 418 amino acids. Gene Ontology annotation, biological process: regulation of DNA-templated transcription. Lineage: Eukaryota; Viridiplantae; Streptophyta; Magnoliopsida; Poales; Poaceae.
UCGUGCAAAUCGUUUGAGUUACGGAAAAGGAAUCUUGUUCCGUACGUGCUGUGGGCAGCUGAGCGCGCGGCGUCAAACCCCUAACGUCCUCGGCUCCGACAGCAUUAGCACGUGCCGGCCGCGAUCACCCGUCGUCGCCCGCCAUGGACGCGUCAACGUCGUCCACCGCCAUGCUGCUGGAGGCGUCAACGUCGUCCACGGCCAUGCUGCUGGAGGCGUCAACGUCGUCGCAGCAGCAGCCCGGCGAGGCGCCGCUGUACCCGUACCUGGACGUCCCCGGCGUCCGGUUCGUCCCCACCGACCAGGAGCUCAUCCUCUGCUACCUCCGGAGCAAGCUGCGCGGCGAUCCGCCCCCGACCUCGCUCGUGCGCGACGACGACGUGUACGCGGAGCACCCCGAGUAUCUUACGACGAGGCUGGGCCCGAGCGUGGAGGACUACUGGUACGUGUUCACGCAGAGGAGCCGCAAGUACGCCAAGGGGGGGCGGCCGAGCCGGAGCACGGGCGACACGGGCCGCUGGAAGUCGGUGGGCAAGAACACGCCUGUCACCUACGGGAAGGAGAAGGCGACGAUCGGGUUCAGGAACUCGCUGGCGUACGAGGUGUUCGUCCGCGACGAUGGCGGCGACUCCAAGAAGAAGCGGAUAGAGAAGACGGAGUGGAAGAUGACCGAGUUCGUGGACGUCGACUCCAACAGGCCCGUCUCGUCCGGCUCCAACUUCAUGCUGCUCAACGACUGGGUGCUGUGCAGGAUAACGCGCAAGCCGGAGAAGAAGAAGGGGGAGGAGGAGGAUCCCGGCGCUUCUCCGGCGGACGAGGUGGUGGAGGAGGAGGAGCACGAGCCGUCAUCGAUGAUGCUCGCCGACGAGCCGCUGACGGACACCAGCCCCGACACGUCGCAGCAAGCGCAGGUGACGGCGCCUGCCGGCCUCUUAGGCAACGGCGCCAACUGGUCGGACAGCACCGCCGACAGCCAGGCCGGACGAUCCGGCUCCGGCUCCGACCCCCAAAAGACUGCCGACGACGACCCGUUCGAGUCUCUUGAUCUGGGGCCCUUGCCGAGUGGGAACAGUCGUGACCAUGUCUUCACGAUUGAUCCAUGGGCCUGGAACCUGUAUUAUCCAGAGGGCACCGAUAUUGAUUCGUCCGGCAGCCGGCUCCGAACGCCCAGCGACCCUGAUCCGAUGGAGAUCCCGUCGGAACCACCUGCUUAUCAUCCUCAGCCUCGGCACGUCGUCACUGAUCUUCCCUCCUCCUCCUCCGGCGGUCUUGAUGAACUCACCAAGGUGAUUCGCAAGAGAAAAGAACACGCCAGGGCGAGCGGCGACGACGCCGGGAAGAAGGGCAACGCGGCAGUGAAGAAGAGCUCCGGGCGUGCAAAGCCAGACGGCCAAAACUAAUUCUGUGCAAUGCAUACAUUUGCAGAUAAACCCUCUCCUGUUCGACGAAUUGCCGGAGCUCCUGGCGUUUCGGGUUUUCCGUGGGACAAUUUUUUUUUUUUGACAAUAGGUGCUUAUUCGCUGCUAGUGGAGCAGUUCAUAUUUAAGAGUUCAUGACAUGGAUACAAUGGUGGUCUGUUUAGGUAAUUAGGUGUGCUUGUGCUGGAUUUUAAUUAGCAAGGCAUCUUUGAACUGUAGGAUUCUCAUAGCAAUUUUGCAAGGUUCAGUAUGCCUUUUGUGAUGUUUUUUUUAAUUAUCACCACAAGGGGCCGUUUGAGUCAUAUACUUCGAGAUUGAGUUUGACAAAUUCCUCUAUCUCCAGAA